UCAUAGCGCACAGAAAUCCGCCAGAGAAGGGGGCUGAUGAACAAAACAAUGACAAAGCUAGGAAGGAUUUCAAUGCAAUAAUAUAUUUUAAAGACUCCCGAAACGGAUUGUGCUAUUUUUCUUCGUAUGCUUUCUUUUAUUGUUGACCGACCCGCUGUUAUCCUAGCAUUCGGCUAUGAUAUUAUUGACAACCGAGUUUACCAAAACUGUCUAGCUUGGAUAACACAGAGCUAGCUAGAUAGCCAGCUAACGUUAGCUGUUUCAGACAGGGGCGAUUGUGAUUUGUUGUGUAAACAUAAUCUUUGUCGAUUUUGUCCAUCGGAACUCGUUAUAGUUUGUGUCACAUUGACAUUGGAAUAACGUUAUUUUAAACUAGUUAACUACGUUUGUUGGCUAACUAUUGUUUAAAUGUCAAGCUACAGGCAGCUAACUUACUAGCUAGCUUUUUUAGGCAGCUGUCAGCUAGGUCAUUUUAUUUUCGAGUUAGGUAGCAAUUAGGAAACUAGCUAACAAGGGAAGUGAUUUAUUUUUUAUUCUAAACAGCUGGCUAGUUCUUCCAACUGUGGUUUGAAGUUGGUGCCAGUUUGCACAUAUUCACGUUAGUGUAGCUAGCUAUAUGUUUAAGGGAAGUUGUCUUGCCAAACACUUGUUUUAUUGCAUACAUUGAGUUUCCAGCUAUACUUUGCUGACCUUAUUGUAACGUAUCUAUUCUGGCAGCGUUUUACUGUUCACGAAGCCAGUUAUAAAGGUAAUGUAUUUUAUUGUCAAGAGCAGGUUGACUUAAAAUAGCCAGAACAAACAUAUUCAACCAGAUUGCCUCACUGUACUAUAUUUGCAAUUUGUCACAUAUUGACAUUAUUUUUGUAAUAUAUGAAAUGCUGCAGUAAUUGUUUGCUAAUAAGCUGUACAUUUUUUUGUGGUGGAUCCUGAAUCUUUAGAGGUCAAUUGGAGCACAUGCAACCCUGUUAAGUCUACUUACAUAAAGUUGUCUAUGUUCAAGGUGUUGUGCAGGUGUAGCCUAUAAAGCAUACCAUAUUUAACACUAAAGUCAUGUGUGUUAUCACUAAAACUACUUGAUUGAUAUUUAUUCACUCUGCUUUUGGGACUAUUUGACGUUAUAGUCAAAUUACUCCAGCUAGCAUAAAACUGUGUUCAGAUUUGACUUGUGAGAAAAAAUGAGUGGCCAUGGUUCAUCAUCAGAAAAGGAAAUUAACACCAGUCUAAUUUGUCAAGAGAACUAUGCUUGUGGGGGCUCAGAAGAGGCUGCUUUUGAAUGUGACAAAUGUAGAAGCUUGCAGUGUGUUCGCUGUGAGAAGGAACUCCAUAGUCAAGAGUGCCUGCAGAACCAUGAACGGGUCGAGAUCGGCCCAGGGCAUGUACCCUACUGUGACAACUGCAAAGGAGGGAAGGAAGGGACAGUGAAUGGCCGCCGCCACAGGUCUGUUGUCCGCUGCCAGAACUGCAAAGUCAACUUGUGCCAACAGUGUCGGAGAAGCACCCAUAAUGGAGGUAACAAGAAGAAGCACCAACUCACCGCCUAUCCUCCUCCACCCAAACCUGCAGAGCUCAACUCAACCCCUCCACACAAAUCUACAGAGGACAACUCAAAUCCUCCACCAAAACCUGUACAUGUCAACUCAACCCCUCCACCCAAACCUGCAGAGAUCAACUCAACCCUUCCACCAAAACCUGUUGAGGUCAAAUUAACCCCUCCACCCAAACCUCCACAGGUUAAUUCAACCCCUCCACUCAAACCUGCAGAGAUCAACUUAAGCUCAGUGGUAGAUGAGGCAGAAGUCCAGAAGGCAAAACUUCUGGAGAAAGUCUGCAGUUUUCUUCUGGUUGAUGUGAAUGAGGAGAUGCAGAUAAAGGACGAAGGUGCGUUUGUGAAGGAAUUGAACUGCAAGCCUGACAAGCUGAUCAAGGUGGUGUCAAUCUUUGGCAACACAGGAGAGGGUAAAUCCCACACUCUGAACCACACUUUCUUCAUGGGCAGGGAGGUGUUCAAGACCUCCCCCACACAGGAGUCCUGCACAGUGGGGGUGUGGGCGGCAUUCGAUCCCAUCCACAAGGUGGUGGUCAUCGACACAGAGGGCCUGCUGGGUAACAGCUCCAACCAGGGCCAAAGAACACGCCUCCUGCUCAAGGUGCUAGCUAUCUCCGACCUCAUAAUCUACCGUACCCACGCCGACCGCCUCCAUGACGACCUCUUCAAGUUUCUGUGCGACGCGUCGGACGCCUACCUGAAGCAUUUCACCAAGGAGCUGAAGGCCACUACGGCCCGCUGUGGCCUGGACGUGCCUCUGUCCACCCUGGGCCCGGCCGUCAUCAUCUUCCAUGAGACCGUCCACACCAAGCUGCUGGGCUCAGACAACUCAUCAGAGUCUGUAGAUCGGAUGCUACUUGAGCGUUUCAGGAAGCUGGGCCGUUUCCCAGAGGCCUUCAGCUCCAUCCAGUACCGAGGCACGCGUACCUGUAGCCCCCCAACAGACUUUGGUGGCCUGCAGCGCACCCUGGAGCAGCUGCUGGACAACAACGCCACCCGCUCCCCUCGCUCCCCAGUCGUCAUCUUCAAAGCCUUGCAGGCCCUGAGUGAGCGCUUCAAUGGGGAGAUUUCUGAUGAGCUCAUAGCCCAAAAUUGCUUCUUCCCCGAUGAGUACUUCACCUGCUCCUGCCUCUGCCUCAGUUGCGGCUCUGGCUGCAAGAACAGCAUGAACCACCUUGGGGAGGGGGUGUGUCAUGAGGCCAAACACCGCUGCCGUUACUCACCCCAAUACGACAAUCGCAUCUACACCUGCAAGGCCUGUUACGAAGGGGGAAAGGAGGUGGUGGUUGUUCCCAAGACCUCUGCGUCCUCAGACUCUCCAUGGCUGGGCCUUGCCAGAUACGCCUGGUCAGGGUACGUGAUUGAAUGUCCAAACUGUGGGGUGAUCUAUCGGAGCCGGCAGUACUGGUAUGGGAACCAGGACCCAGUAGAAACGGUGGUCCGCACUGAAAUCCAGCAUAUAUGGCCUGGGGCAGAUGGAUUCCUGAAGGACAAUAGCAAUGCAGCGCAGCGUCUGCUGGAUGGUGUUAACUUCAUGGCCCAGUCUGUGUCAGAGCUCAGUGUGAAGCCUGCUAAGGCAGUCACCUCCUGGCUAACGGAUCAGAUCGCCCCGACCUACUGGAAACCCAACUCCCUCAUCCUGACAUGCCUUAAGUGCCAAGAGGUCUUCCAAGACAACGACACCAAGCAUCACUGCCGUGCCUGUGGGGAAGGGUUCUGUGACGCAUGCUCUUCCAAAGCCACGCCCGUCCCUGAGAAAGGCUGGGGUCUGGCCCCCGUGAGAGUCUGUGACACCUGUUAUGAGCAGAGGGCCACACAUACAGAGCUGUUGCAUGCAGAGGUUGAAGAUGAGGAAGGUGGAAACCUAGCCAGGAAGGUUGGAGAAGCAGUUUCAAACACACUGGGCGCCGUGGUUACUGCUAUUGACAUCCCACUGGGUCUGGUGAAGGAUGCUGCGCGUCCCACCUACUGGGUGCCUGACCAGGAUAUCCUCUCCUGCCACAACUGCCAGUGCAACUUCACUGCCAAGCUGUCCAAGCACCACUGUCGCUCCUGCGGGCAAGGCGUGUGUGACGAGUGCUCGCUGGAGCGUCGGCCGGUCCCGUCGCGGGGCUGGGACCACCCCGUCCGUGUUUGUGCUAACUGCAACCAGAAACCUGGAGACCUUUAACGGGGCUGGCCCUCUACGCUCACAACACUGGACUGAACCACACUCUUGACCCUCCACGCACCCACCCCUUAUAUACCUCCAUUAAAUGGUUCUGUCCUGUGUCUGUGGCAAGGAUGUUUUUAGUAAAUCUAGUUUUAGGGUUUCUGAUGCCUUGUAGAACAACAGGAACAUCUAUGUAAUUUGUCCUUAUCGAAAGAGUGAGACAGGAGGAUAUUUUGAGCUCCUCAUUCACCCAAAUCACAGCUUUUUAAAAAUGGUUUUAAAAUAUUUUUCUACCAUGGAAAAAAAAGUACAUUUGUAGCAUGUUACCAAUGUUAUUUUGUUGAGAACCCUGUGGGGGGUUUAGUUUGAAUCUAUACUCUCCACAAGGCAUUGUUUACUGAUGUCAUGUUGAGGGGAUAAUGGCGUCAGUGAAGUCACCGCUGCAGGUUAAUUGCAUGCUCUACUACACUAUUUUAGGUUUGCACUAAGUCUGUUGCAGCUUUACAAAGCUGCUGCUUAUCAUGGCCAGAAAAAAAAAAAAAAAAAGGUUUGACUUAGAUUUGAGUAUGCAUGAACACCCAUAUAUCCCAUUUUUCAACCAGUCGGUUUGUCAAGAGUUAGUUAACCUCAGAUGUAGGUUUAGAUUUAGGAUAUUUCAUCUGCAAAUAGCCUUUCAGGUUACUGUUUCUGUGUUGACGUUACCUUCAUAUUUACUUCAGAGGUUAUGGUAGUAUGAAGACAUGGAAUUAUGCUAGAAGAAUGUGAAUUCAGGAUUUUAGAAACGUUGUUUUGUAGAAAACAUUUGUUCAGCUUGGGAGUCUGAAAGAUACAUUGCCUUUGAGAUGUUCAGAGGGUCCUGUGAUCUCUGAAUAAAUCAAUACCUAACCUCAUUGUUAUAUUUUAACGUAUCUGACCAUUUCUGUUACUUGAGUGUAUACACAUGACGUGCAUUAUGCACCUAGAAUUUGAAUGGAGUGUCAGUUACUUCCAUUUGUUUGAAUCUUGUUUGAUCACCAUAAGCAUAGGCUGAUGGGACAAUGAACUCAGCAUUUGAGUUUCAGCACAUUUUGUUUUGUUUUCAGCCCUCUGCUUCUGUGGCAUUGUUUGUCAUCCAUGUGAAAGACUGCAGUGUCAAAUAGAUUGCAUGCUGAUUCUUUCAUAUUAUUUUGUGCUUUUUAAUAAUUGAGAGAUUAAAUGCUGUAUGUAGACAGUACAUUGUUAAGUUUGUUUAAUGUGGUUUUAUUUCUGAAUAACUGUUAUUGGUCUAUUUGAGUUCACUUGCUUUCUUGACUGGAAUCUGUUGUCCUUCAUUCAUUCAUUCAUUCGUACAACACUUGGCUAUGCACAGUCAGCUGGCAUUUUUACCUGAACCAUUUCACAUCUUUGAUGGUUAGAUGAAUAAGUGGCUGAAAUGUAAAAACCCAGGGAACAGUAUUACCUGGAUACAUGCCAACCAAGCACAUUGAAAUUAUAUUGCCUUUACAUUGGUGUUUGUUAAAAAGAAUAUAGAAAAAAAUUGUUUUCCUGUAAGCAUUUAAGAGAUAAUUGUCAUUUUUGUUAUUUUAAUUUUAUUUUUGCCCUUUUGUCUAAGCUGUAACCCUAGAUAGUGAUGUAUAGAACUUACGAUGAAAUCGGCCUUGUCUGCUGUCAAAAUGUUUAUCUGAUUGAAUGAUGUCAUUGUAUGAAACUAAGUAAUGUCUGUGUUGCUAGUAUUGCACAGAGUAAUAGCCAGGAAUGUCAGCUAUGUAUCCAUCUAGUCCUUUGUUUUCAAAACCCAUUGCUUGAGAGAGACACACCUUUGUGACCGAAAUGAGGAUAGACUGAAUUCUCGUAUCAAAUGCACAGACAAGAAAGAGGUAUGAAACACUAUGUUAUGCUGAUAUUGAACAUAAGAUCGUGAGAAAGUGUGGAUGUCUGCAUAUUUACAAUGUCCAUAAGUGGUGGAAUAACUGACUACGUAUUAUUAAAGUCAUGUCAGCUCA
Messenger RNA from Coregonus clupeaformis (lake whitefish), 5680 nucleotides. Its product is annotated as zinc finger FYVE domain-containing protein 1. Lineage: Eukaryota; Metazoa; Chordata; Actinopteri; Salmoniformes; Salmonidae. Gene Ontology annotation, molecular function: zinc ion binding. The record is from RefSeq and is a predicted model, not a curated record. Bases 1176 to 3716 code for a protein of 846 amino acids. The transcript is spliced from 11 exons.